AUGUGUCUUUCUGAUUUCUUUCUGAGUAAAUGUGAGGUAAUGAUGCCUGCUUAUCAGACUGUGGCGCACUUGCGAUGGUAUCCACGCCGCGGGAAGCCCGAAUCCGUUUCUGAGGGUGUUUCCAAGCAGCCAGAGCGUGACGCGGUGUUCCCGCCCCUCCUCCGGUAUGCACUCCACUCAGAAACGAGUGUCCCUGAGAGCUGGCAGAACGAGGCGCUCUCCGGUUUCUACCGACGCAGCGACGUUCUUACCAGAUUGAUGAUGGACGCAACUUCGACUCCACAGAUCAUGGUGAGCAGGCUCAAUAAGCUGCAGGAAGUAGCCUGUGAGGAAAGUGCAGAUUUGCCUGCAGAUGAUCAUCUAUUGACUCUAAAAGCUUUGACGGAGAAGUUAAGACUGCAGACCAGACGACCGUCUUACCUGGAGUGGAAAGCCCAGCUGGAGGCAGAAAGCUUCAAAGAGUCAGGGACUGGAAAAUACCAGUUCCAGGAGGAGGCUAAAGGGGACCCAGUGACACACACUGCAGAGGAGAAUGAGGGCAAGCUGCUAUCGGGUGUGCUGAAGGGGUUUGAAAGCAUCGAUGAAGCUCUGUCUUGGCUCAGAAGAGAGCUGCAACCAGAAGAAUCCUGCAUGUUGGACAGUGUGAUGGACGGGGAAUCGGACAACAGAGUGACACAGGGUUUCUGCAAGUACGGAUAUGCGUUUGCAGGACCAGCAGCUAGCGAGGCAGCUCAUACGACUCCGGAAUGACAUCAAUUUGCUCAAAAUCGAGCAGAUGUGCCACGAGCAUCGCAGCAUGCUCAACGACGCCACCUUUGGCCUGGAGGAGAAGGACGAGCUGUCGGACCUGCUGUGUGAGUGCCCUGUCACCCCAGGACUCGGACUCUCGGCACCACUGAGGCUCAUCGGUGUCACUAAGAUGAAUAUUAACUCCCGACGAUUCUCACUCUGCUAAAUAGUGCUUGGGCAAAGAAAAGCGGCAAUCUUAUUCACUGAAUAGCUAAUUUUGGACUUGUUUUAAUCAAAUAUUUGCCUAAAGAAAUUUUACUUUUACAUCCAUAUUAUACCUUUUUUCUAUUUCUAUUGCACACAGCUGUUGUAUACACAGCAACCUUUCUGUCUCAAAGCCACAGCAAGUUUUUAGAGCUUCACGCUGUUGUGAUUUAAAAAUGAUUACUUGCAUAUUGAAGCAAUUUCUAAUAUAUUUCUGUCUACAUUUUAGGCCUUAUCAGUUUGAUGUUACUGUUGACUUAAAGUGAUGUGAAGUGUGACUCUUUUGAACUUUUUUUUCUGACCAGAUUGUUCAUCUGAGUCUGAGCAGGAUCAAAGUGAAUAAAAAAAACUGCCAUAAAAGCGUUACACACCUAACAGGAAGUGCUACCACUAACCGCUAACCAUGGGAUUCUAUGAAAAUAAGUCAAAUAUAUUUUGAUGGAAACAUUCAUAAAACAUCAUGGGGAUGAACUACUGUGACAUUUUUGAGAAUCGUGUUGUUUUGCCUGGCUCAGACUAGCCGUUAGCUUAUCAAUCUGGUCGAAUAAAACUCUGUUUCUCUAAGGAACUCGCUCAGAAAGAUCUGAACUGUCCCUGUGGGCCCAUUCUCAAUACUCGCACUGCGCCCUGCAGUCUUCAGCAAAGUGCACUUGGAUAAAGUGUGCCGUAGGGUUCAAGUGCGUGGUGAACACGUGUGCAAAUAAUUACCGAAUUGAGACAGGGAGCAUUGCGUCAUCGAUCGUAACGCAUGCUGCGAUGCUGGUCACUGUGAAACUUUUCAAAAACCUUUAUUAUCAACUUUCAGGCAACCAAUAAAGCAAUUAUUUGAACUAAA
Messenger RNA from Nothobranchius furzeri (turquoise killifish), 1828 nucleotides. It is a transcript of the gene fam167ab, whose product is annotated as family with sequence similarity 167 member Ab. The record is from RefSeq and is a predicted model, not a curated record. NCBI's taxonomy places the organism in Eukaryota, Metazoa, Chordata, Actinopteri, Cyprinodontiformes, Nothobranchiidae.